GGUGGGGCUUUUGGGUCUUUAGGGCUUUUACUGGUAGCGUUGGUGAGCCUAAUUGAGUAGUUUGUUGGUGCUUGCUAGCUAGUCAGAGUACUUGUUUGUACAUUGGUGGUGUUUGUUUAAUUAGUACUAGACUAGUAGUAUGGGAAGGCAACCGUGUUGUGACAAACUUGGGGUAAAGAAAGGGCCAUGGACUGCUGAGGAGGACAAGAAGCUCAUCAGCUUUAUUAUCACCAAUGGCCAGUGUUGUUGGAGGGCUGUGCCUAAACUCGCUGGCCUUCGCCGGUGUGGUAAGAGUUGCAGGCUCCGUUGGACGAAUUAUCUCCGCCCCGACUUGAAGAGAGGCCUUCUCACUGAAGCUGAAGAACAGUUGGUUAUCGAUCUCCACGCUCGUCUUGGAAAUAGGUGGUCCAAGAUUGCAGGCAGAUUGCCAGGGAGAACAGAUAAUGAGAUCAAGAAUCAUUGGAACACCCAUAUCAAGAAAAAGCUGCUUAGGAUGGGAAUUGAUCCUGUCACACAUGAACCCCUUCACAAAGAAGAAGAGUUGCCGUCCAAUAUUAAGGGAACUAACUCAUCAUCAUCAUCUUCCCAUGAUCAUGAUGAUCAUAACAAUAAUUUGCCAGCUGAUCAGUCUACAAAUGAUCUUCACAAUUCACAAGAAAAUGAUCAAAGCGUGGUGAAUUCAUCAGGAUCGGAGGACAUAAACUCAUCAACCGAAAACUCCUCCACAGGCGCUGAAUCGGCGUUGUUAGACAACAUUUGCAAUGACGAUUCGUUAAUGAACAGCCUGUGGAUGGAUGAAACACCUCUGAUUGAUGCAUUGUGGAACGACAACAAUCAAGUAGAACUUGAUCAAGGAGGGAUCGAUUACAAUAUCAUUGAGAAUAAUGGAAUGGGAUUCCAAUCUAAUUGGGAGGACAAUUGUGCAUGGCUUUUGGACUGCCAAGACUUUGGUAUUCAUGAUUUUGGUAUGGAUUGCUUCAAUGAUGUGGAAGUAAAUGGUAACAAAACACUAGAGGUGGGGGGAAAAUUAAGCACUAAAAUAAAUUAAUUAAAUAGAAAGCAUGCAGUUAAUCUUUAUUAAUGUAUUAGUGAAGAGAGAGUAGUAGUCAAAAUUCAAAUGUGCUAACAUGUUACAAAGUACCAUGUCUGCUGCCUCACUUUUUAUUAAGUUCUUGGUGUUGAAUUUUAUCUAUUACGUUAUACAAUAUUCUUGGAAGGUCGAGGAUUAGACCCGCUUCUUAAGAGGUUUUCUCACCAACCAAAGAAACAGCGAUACCAAUUACCUAAUAAAAUGUACAUGUUGUGAUAUAUCUUACGUAAAAGUAUAUGUUAGGGAGUUGGAUAAUAUUGUAAAAGUAUUCGUAGUACUGCUGGGUUUUGCUAAGAUGAAACUUCUGUACAUCAAUUAUGUUCUUCAAUAUUUAUGCUGAAAUUAAAUAAAACAAAAGGUUAAUUUAUUACA
This is a messenger RNA of Malus domestica (apple), 1462 nucleotides long. Its product is annotated as MYB-like transcription factor ODO1. The record is from RefSeq and is a predicted model, not a curated record. NCBI's taxonomy places the organism in Eukaryota, Viridiplantae, Streptophyta, Magnoliopsida, Rosales, Rosaceae.